This is a messenger RNA of Helianthus annuus (common sunflower), 660 nucleotides long. Its product is annotated as pleckstrin homology domain-containing protein 1. The coding region runs from base 96 to 530 and encodes 144 amino acids. Lineage: Eukaryota; Viridiplantae; Streptophyta; Magnoliopsida; Asterales; Asteraceae. The transcript has a single exon. The record is from RefSeq and is a predicted model, not a curated record.
UAAAACACAUUAUUAACUCCCUUUUCUUCCAUCAAUGUGUCACACAUAAACACAUCUCCGUUUCCAUCGCACCCACAACCCUCGACACUCUCUCUAUGGCGAGCCUCUGGCGAGCCGUGAUGGGCGACACACCACCCAACCCCGACGACUACGACGGCGUGGAGUACUGGUCCAACCCCGAGCGCACCGGCUGGCUCACCAAACAAGGCGAGUACAUCAAAACCUGGCGUCGCCGCUGGUUCGUCCUCAAACAGGGCAAACUCUUCUGGUUCAAAGAAGCCAUCGUCACUCGCGGAUCCAGGCCACGUGGCGUCAUCCCAGUGGCCACUUGCCUCACCGUAAAAGGAGCCGAAGAUGUUAUUAAUAAACAGUUUGCGUUUGAGUUGUCUACUCGAUCUGAUACCAUGUAUUUUAUUGCUGAUUCGGAGAAGGAGAAGGAGGAUUGGAUUAACUCGAUCGGACGGUCGAUUGUGCAGCACUCCAGGUCUGUUACUGCUAAUGAGAUCGUUGAUUAUGAUAGUAAUAGAUGAUCAUUUCGUUAUUUUCUGUUUUUUUAUAUGUUUAUGUGUAAAAUUCGGUGUUGUGGAGUUUGGAUAUGGUGAUAAAUCGUUUGUUUUUACUGAUAUAAGUUUAGUGAUUUCGAUGUGUUUUUUGCUUUGA